AAGCACUCGCUAUUGGCUGGAAAAUGUGAACGUGAUAAUCAAUAUUUGACCCAAAGUAUGUGGAGACAUAUACAUCUAUAAUCAUUCUUAAAAGGGAGCCACAGCAGUCGAUUGAGUCCAACGAUUCAAGAUGAAGAGUUCUCUGCUUUAUCUAACGGUGCUGUUGAUAUGCAUUACAGAAAUUGAGUCUUUGCCAAACCCUAAAAUGCUGACAGAACUUGGAAGCUUAGCAAGCUGGGAGGCCAAACAAAACUUUGGAAUUGAAACCCGAGAGUCCAAUCUGAUGUGCGCCGCUUGCGUGGAUGAUUCUUGUUCUGAUGAACGCGUGGACAACUGUGCUCCAGGAUUUUCCUGUGUGACUGUAAAUACAGUUGAUAAUCAAAAUCAGCCAGGCCUUCUUAAGUUUUGUUUCUUGACAAUUUUUUGCUCUGGAAACACUUUAUGCAAUUCGCGUAACGAUACCUUGGAAGGAAACCUGACAUCUUGUAUGUUAGAAUGUUGCUCUACCAAUUUAUGCAAUGCAGCAGUUACGCCGACCACAAUGACCGAAGGACCGAACACUACCGAGACAUCAACAACCACAGAGGCUCCGACCACCACCGAGGCACCUACGACCACUGAGGCGCCGACGACGACAGAGGCACCAACGACCACCGAGGCGCCGACGACGACAUCGGCACCAACGACUACCGCCGCACCUACCACACCCGCACCGACAAUGAUUACAAUUACACCAGGGGUAUGCGGAGGUCCACUUGCUCCUCCAUCUGGAUACUUUUCCUCUCCAUUUUACCCACGCAGUUACCCCAACAAUGCUAAUUGCGUUUGGACGAUUAUGGUUCCACGCGGGUCUGUUUUAAAGAUAGAUUUUCUCGCCUUUGACACCGAAGAAUGCUUUGAUUCCCUCCAUAUAUAUGUGGGUAGAAGGUUGGUUCAUCGUCUUUCCGGGGACGACGCUGACGAUGAUGAUGAUGAUGAUAGAUUUGAGAAAUGUGAGAAGGAUGAUAAAGAUGACGGUGAUGACGGAGAAGGUAUAUUUGGCUGGUACUUCAACCGAGAUGAGGAGCUUGAAGAUGAAUCUGUCACUAUUCAGGGAACAGGAGAGAUGAUAAGACUCGUUUUUAUGUCAGAUUACAGCAUUACCAAGAGAGGAUUCUAUGCUAAAUACAGUGUAAUGAAAGCGAUUUGUGGAGGCCCAUUGGCGUUGCCAUCCGGAACCUUCAGAUCCCCUGGCUACCCCGGCAAGUAUCCGGACGACGUUAAAUGCAUCUGGACAAUUAGAGUUCCACCAGGAUCUACACUGGAAUUAGAUUUUCGAUUCUUCAAAACUGAAAAAUGCGAUGAUUACCUCAAAAUUUUGCAAGGGGGCCGCAAAAUACGAAAACUAAGUGGUGUUUACAGAUACAGCUUGUUUGGAUGGGGGAAUAAUGAUGACGACGAUUGUGACGAUGAUGACAAGGAUGGCGAAGAUGGCGAAGAAGGUGAAGAUGAUGAAUAUGUUGGUGAAGAUCGUUCCAAAAGGUUCAUCUUCCCAGUACAGAGGUUUCCCUCUCCAGUAGGGAAUCGUCUUGGUUUUCCAAUGAGAGGCCGCAUUGGCGCCCCAUAUGUUACACGAGUCCUUAUUCCAGGAACGGGAGAGCUGAUAUCGAUUGUCUUCAAAUCCGAUGACGACGAUGUCACUGAAAAGGGUUUUGAAGCAAUGUACCGUGUUAGACCAGGGGUAGCUUUUCACGGUUGACCAGAAGACACGAAG
Messenger RNA from Pocillopora verrucosa, 1753 nucleotides. The record is from RefSeq and is a predicted model, not a curated record. Lineage: Eukaryota; Metazoa; Cnidaria; Anthozoa; Scleractinia; Pocilloporidae.